UUUUCUGAAAGUUCAUACUUUUUGAACCCAGUCAUGGAAUCUCUGCUAACAAAACGUUCGCUAUCUUUCAUAUUAUUAUUCUUGUCUAUUCUUAUAGCUUCUUCCAAUGCUACUUCAAUAUCAUCGUUCCCAAGAAAACGAGACUACGAGAAAAACUACUACUAUGCCAUAAUACUUGUAGACGAAUUUAUUACACCACACGACGUUGAAAUUCUUCUCAACGUUCAUUAUGAAGAACAAAUUGGAGCUCUCGAAAACCAUUACCUAUUUAGUUCACCAAAAAAGUCGACACGCCACCGCAAACUAACUUCUCGUUCACUGGAUGUCGAUGACGACUCCAACGACCGUGUCUUAUUAGAAUAUGAGAAACUGAAAAAAAAACGACAUUCUAGCCCUUCGGUUUUUGAAAAAAAAACGGUCGCAACUAUAGAUGGUAUUAUCUCUGUAGAAAAGCAAAAAUUGAGGAAACGAUUCAAGAGAGUUCCGCCGCCUAGUAACUUUGAUAACCCUCUAGGGAUCAAAGAUCCAGGCUUCUCACUUCAAUGGCACUUGAAAAAUACCCAGGAAAAAAAUGAUAUCAACGUAACAGGCGUAUGGAAAGAAGGAAUAACCGGCAAAGGCGUGGUAGCCGCAAUAGUCGAUGAUGGAUUGGAUUUGUCUAGUGAUGAUUUGGCCGAUAAUUUUUUUGCCGAAGGAUCAUAUGAUUUUAAUGAUCACAAUCCAUUACCGAGACCUCGACUAUCGGAUGACACACAUGGGACGAGGUGUGCUGGUGAGAUUGCUGCAGUAAAAAACGAUGUAUGUGGUGUUGGAGUAGCUCCAGAUGCAAAAAUUGCAGGAAUUCGAAUAUUAUCUGGUCGAAUCUCAGAUGCAGAUGAAGCCACAGCGCUAAAUUACGAGUUUCAGAAAAACCAUAUCUAUUCUUGUAGUUGGGGUCCGCCAGACGACGGUCAAUCCGCCGAAGCCCCCAAAGGUCUAAUACUUAAAGCCAUAAUAAAAGGAAUAAAAGAAGGUCGUGGAGGAAAAGGAAGCAUAUAUGUGUUUGCUUCCGGUAACGGUGGUGCCGUUGACGACAAUUGCAACUAUGAUGGAUAUACGAAUAGUUUGUACACUGUCACCGUGGGUGCAAUCGAUC
This is a messenger RNA of Acaulospora morrowiae, 1135 nucleotides long. Lineage: Eukaryota; Fungi; Glomeromycota; Glomeromycetes; Diversisporales; Acaulosporaceae. The record is from the annotation of a GenBank genome assembly.